Molecule: messenger RNA, 885 nt
Organism: Gastrolobium bilobum
Lineage: Eukaryota; Viridiplantae; Streptophyta; Magnoliopsida; Fabales; Fabaceae
Exons: 1
Coding region: 1-885 (294 amino acids)
Source: RefSeq, a predicted model, not a curated record
AUGGAAGGAUCAAAUGAUAGGAGUUGGAUGCACAAUCGCAUAGAUGAUUCAAGGUCAAUCACUUUACAAUUCCAACAUGGAAAUGAAAGGUUCAUACAGUUUGCAAUUGAAAAUAGCACCAACUCAACGACUGAGUUUCGUUGUCCUUGUAAGAAGUGCAAGUGUACGAAAUUUCAUAAUGCAGACACAGUGAGGGUGUAUUUGUGUAAGUACAGCUUCAUGCCUGAUUAUUAUUGUUGGUCGAGUCAUGGAGAAUCUCAUCCGAAUCCUCCCCCAGUGGUUGAAAGACACUCAUAUUAUGGCGGAAGUGGUCAACGAGAUAACUAUGAACAAUAUGAGCAAUUGAUCAUGGAUGCUGCAGGUCCACAUAUUGGAGCGCACCUACAGGGUGACACAGAUGAAAUUCAACAGUUAAUGCAUGAAGAUCCUAAUCCGGAAACACAACAAUUUUUCAACAUGCUUCAAGCUUCCCAACUUCCAUUGUGGGAUGGUUGUGAGACACACACCACCUUAUCUGCUUGUCUGACAGCCCUAAGCUUGAAAACAGAUUAUCGAAUGACUGAGGGGUGCUUCAAUCAAUGGAUGAAGUUUGUUGGAGAUGUCUUGCCAAAAGGGCAUUCCAUGCCAAAGGAUUUUUAUAAUGCAAAAAAAUCUGUGAAGAAUCUCGGUCUUAAAGGAGAGAAGAUACAUUGUUGCCCCACUGGAUGCAUGUUGUUCUAUAAAGAACAUUCACAACUUGUUAAAUGUGAAUUUUGUGGGGAAAAUCGAUAUAAAUAUGUAACAAAAAAUGGAAAGGAGAAAGCUUCAGCAGUAAAAAAAAUGUGGUACUUCCCCCUUGUACCUAGGCUUCAAAGAUUAUACUCUUCAGAGCAGACAGCUUGUUAG